UUUUUUUUUUAUAUUGCCAAAAUAUACAUUCCUUUUUUUCUUUUCUUUUAUCUCUUUUUCUUUUGUUAUGUUUAAAACGACCAGUAAAGUGUAUUCACAACAAAGGGCAGUUUUAAGGCCCUUAAAGCAUGCAAUGGCCUAUGAAGAACAACUUUCAGACUCAGUACAAGAAGAAAUAGAAGAUGAAUCUUACCUAGAUGAUAGUAACAGUAGUCAUUAUAGUAGUGGCAUUUCUCAAGAUUUACGCAACGAAACCAUGAUAUUAGCCGACUUUUUGUCCAGCACAGGACCUGAAGAGUAUGUCAAAGAUCAUUAUUUGCAUGACAACAAACAACAAUUGACUCGAGCUACACGCUUAUUAAACAAACUGCGUAAAAAGCCUACUGUACUUAAGCCGUUGACACCUUCACCUACACUCGUUCAAAAGAGACCUCAUAUCCCCAUCACGAUUGAUCAGCAGACUACUAACAAGACGACAAACACCCCAAGAAAGCCCAACCCAAGACAAUCCUUGCGUGAUUCAGGUGUCUAUAGUGAGACAGCAUCCGAAAAGGACAUUCAUGCACAGGCCACAGUGGCCCAUAGUCCUCCACCCGUACCUUUAUUUACCAGUGUCUUAAAUGACAUUCAGUUUCCUCAGCCGCCCAAGACAACCCAUUCGCCUCGACGUCCAGCACCUUUGCCUCCUGCUGUGGCUUCAGCAGCUAUUGUGAGUGCGAUUCGAUCUGUACCUGAAGCUGCACUCAAGCGAAGGUCUGUGCGUCUUAGGCAUGUUCAGGUGCAGACAGACGAUAGGAAUGGAUCCAAUGAGUCACAAGCAUGUCCUCAUUGUCGACAAACCAUUUCGACCAUGCGAGCAAGAAGACCUUCCUGUCCUCCAGCCUUAGCAUCAGGACCUCUUCUUCAAGAAGAAACAGAAGAUGCUAAAGUAUUAUUAGCCAUGAUCAUGAAACUCAAGUCUCAACUCGAAGAGGAGAAGCAGUGUCGAAUGAAGCUUGAACAAGCCAUUUAUCACAGGGAUAACCAUAAAAAACAAUUAGCCAAAGAAAAGAAUCGAUGGGCAGAUGAUUGUCUUUGGCUGAAUGAUCGCAUUGCUUUAUUACCUGAAUGAUCAUUUCUUGUUAUUAUGUAUGUAUAUUAUAUUUUUGUAGUAAAUAAAUCACUUAUAUUAUCA
Molecule: messenger RNA, 1174 nt
Organism: Gilbertella persicaria
Lineage: Eukaryota; Fungi; Mucoromycota; Mucoromycetes; Mucorales; Choanephoraceae
Exons: 1
Source: RefSeq, a predicted model, not a curated record